Funneliformis mosseae is the source of this 123-nucleotide messenger RNA. NCBI's taxonomy places the organism in Eukaryota, Fungi, Glomeromycota, Glomeromycetes, Glomerales, Glomeraceae. The record is from the annotation of a GenBank genome assembly.
AUGGCCAUCUUAGUUGAAAAGCUUUCAAUCCAAAUGAAUUUAUUAGAGAAUUAUGCUUCCAACGCUUCCAAAAAUGCUUCCAAGGAUGCUUCCAACCUUCUAAGUGCACAUCACUGCACAUAG